Phycomyces blakesleeanus NRRL 1555(-) is the source of this 611-nucleotide messenger RNA. RefSeq lists its product as hypothetical. The transcript is spliced from 2 exons. NCBI's taxonomy places the organism in Eukaryota, Fungi, Mucoromycota, Mucoromycetes, Mucorales, Phycomycetaceae. The coding region runs from base 1 to 384 and encodes 127 amino acids. Gene Ontology annotation, cellular component: cytosol. Gene Ontology annotation, molecular function: protein-disulfide reductase [NAD(P)H] activity. The record is from RefSeq and is a predicted model, not a curated record.
AUGAGAUCCACCCGUGUCAGCGCUGAAGCCUUUGAUGAGACCCUCAAGAAAGAACUUAAUGGCACCAACAAGGUCUUCGUUCUGUUUUUUGGCACUGAAUUACCCGAGACCGAUGAAUCUUGGUGUCCUGAUUGCGUGAUUGCUGAUCCUUUGGUUCGUAAGGCACUCUUGCCUGUAGAAAACUCUGUUCUCAUUGAGGCUGCUGUUGGCUCUCGUGCUGAAUGGAGAAACGCUUCCAGCAACCCUUACCGUUCUCGCACUGAUUUCACUAUCCCUGCUAUCCCCACACUCUACAAGUGGACUACCUCUGGUGCCGGAGAACGUUUGGUUGAAGAAGAGUGUGCUGACAUCGAGAAGCUCAAUGCAUUCGUUAACUCUGCCUAAUGUAUUAGAGGACGAUGGGUUAUAUUUCUAUACCUAAUACUUUAUUAGCUCAAGCACUUUUACAUAUUUUACUGGUGCAGUUUGUAUCUAAUCUAUAUAUCAAGGGAAAAGGUGGCUACUAGCUUUAUUGCGGCCAUGUUUCUUGUAAUAAGCUUAUAUUUUGCGUGGAAAUACAUUUUCUAAACCUCUUUAUUUUUGUCCAAAAAUAAUUUAAAUAAAAUAAAAAA